ACUACACAGAAGAUGUGAAGUACUGGUGUGAAAAACGGACCUCUUCAUGCAAUGUUUUGGUUAAAAGUGAUGGAUCUGUGAAAUCUUUGCAAGAUCAGAGAAUGUCCAUCAGUGACAAAAAAAUGAAAAAGCAGUUCACAGUGUCAGUGAGAAACCUGAGGACAAGUGACUCUGGAUGGUACAAAUGUGGAAUAGAGAUGCAACCCCCAUAUAAGGAUGUGACUUAUCCAGUUCAUCUCACCGUCAGAGGAGCUGAGGGCCACCUGUCAGGCCCAGAGACGAUGAAAGGAUUGGUGGGAACGUCUGUGACUGUGGAAUGUCCCUAUGAUAAGAGGUACGGGCAGGCAGAGAAGUUCUGGUGUAAGACGUUUGGCUCUACCUGCUACCCUCUGGUCAGCACUGACAAGUCUCAGAAACACACAAGGAUGUCAAUCAAAGAUGACAGAUCAGGAAGAAAGAUAACUGUGACAAUGCGCUCCCUCAUGAAGAAUGAUGCAGGCUGGUACCAUUGUGGGAUAAAAGCACUCAACUUUGAUGAGACUCACCCUGUAUAUCUCACUGUGACAGGUGCUGUGCAGAGUUUGGUAGGACCCAAGCGGGUAACUGGAAAGAUUGGGAGCUCUGUGAGCAUUGUGUGUCUUUACAGUGAUGAUUACAGAGAUCACAAAAAGUACUGGUGCAAAGAAACCCUAUUUUCAUGCAGUACACUGGUCACAACAAACCAUAACUCAGAAAAAGAGAGAAAAUCAAUAAGUGACAAUAAAUCAUCUAAAGAGUUCACUGUGAUAAUGAACGAACUAAAGAAAGAGGAUGAGGGACUGUACCAAUGUGGGAUUGAACGUACUUUACUGAGUGAUAGAUCAUUCCGUGAUGAAACUACUUCAGUAUAUGUCCAGGUCAAAGGUCCUGAAGAUGUGCUGUCUGCACCAGAAGAGGUGAUGGGACAGGAGGGUGCAACUGUGACAAUUGUGUGCAGCUACAAUGAAUUGAGUAAAAGUAACGUGAAAUACUGGUGCAAGAGGGGCUCUGAAACAUGCAACACUCUAGUGAGAAGUGAUGAGCUGCAAAGCAAACAAAGACUCACACUUCAUGAUAACACAGCAAGACAAGAAUUUAGAGUGACAAUGACGGGUCUUGAGGCAGAUGAUGAAGGCUGGUACAAGUGUGGAAUAAAAAGAACCAUAUUUGAUGACACAAUUCCAGUGUAUGUCACUGUAAAAGAUAUGAAGAAGUUCUUCUCUGGACCACAGGAGGUGAUUGGUUCACUAAAUCAGUCUGUGACUGUUGUGUGCUGCUACGGUCAGGCUUAUAAAAGCUAUGUCAAAUACUGGUGUAAAGGAAACUUCUCAUUGUGUCAUGUCCUGGUGAAUACCACAGGGCUAUGUGAAGACCAGAGGAUAACUAUCAGUGAUAACAUUUCAGCAGGAGAGUUCACUGUAGUGAUAUCCCAUCUCAAAAAGGAAGAUGAAGGAUGGUACCAGUGUGGAGCACAACAUGGCACAGAUUCUUCCGCCAGGGACAGUGUUUAUCUUACUAUCAAAGAUGGUUCAGAAUCGCUGUACGGGCCAUCGUUGGUAACUGGAGUCAUUCAGGAAUUUGUCAUCAUCAAGUGCCACUAUAGUUUGCAGUAUACAUGGAAUAAGAAGUUCUGGUGCAAUUUCAGUGAUUUGUAUGCCUAUGUCACUCUGGUAAAGACAGAUGAAACAAAAAGCCAUGACAGAAUCUCCAUCACAGAUGACCAGACUCAAAGAGCUUUCACAGUUACAAUGACUGGGCUCAGAGAAGAUGACAAAGGGCAGUACUACUGUGCCAUUGAGACCGGUGAAGAUAGUGCUGAAUAUUUUGGAGUGUAUCUCCAAGUCAAUCAAGGGAAAUUCACUAUGACACCUACACAGACAUCAAGAAGCAGUGAAAAGUUCCAAACAACAACAUCUGCCAUCCCCAGUACACGCCAUAACAGUAUUGAAACACAAAUGAUUAUUCGUGGAGUCGCCUCAGGAGCCCUGAUUUUAUUGUCUUCUCUGGCUAUACUCAUUGUAUACAUUAAAGUAGGUAAGACCCCUAAAACACAAAACAAAGAAAGAAAUGAAAUGAUAAUCCAAGAUGUACAAGAAUCUCAUCUCUGAAACUCUUCUUGUUUUGGUUAAAGCUAAAUUUGCUUGAUGCAACAAAAACCACAACACAGGAAGGAUGGUAGGAAGAGCUCAUUCUAACCCACUUUGAUCAUGAUGGACAUCUUUUCUGACUUCAAAACAGUUCCGCAUGCUGAGCAUACCUACAAAUUAUACCACAUGUUUUUAAGAACUUUUUGAUUUUGCUUGAAAGUUGUAAGCAAUUUAAUCUCAACCCUGCAGUCUUUGCCUGGUAUUUUGGUUUUAGUCACUAGUCAUGGGAAAACAUGAAGCUAAUGGUUUUGUAUUAAUUUUGUAAUUAGAAAGCGAAUCCUUGCA
Molecule: messenger RNA, 2450 nt
Organism: Erpetoichthys calabaricus (reedfish)
Lineage: Eukaryota; Metazoa; Chordata; Cladistia; Polypteriformes; Polypteridae
Product: polymeric immunoglobulin receptor-like
Exons: 10
Coding region: 102-2126 (674 amino acids)
Source: RefSeq, a predicted model, not a curated record